Balaenoptera ricei (Rice's whale) is the source of this 1308-nucleotide messenger RNA. It is a transcript of the gene PPIH, whose product is annotated as peptidylprolyl isomerase H. Gene Ontology annotation, molecular function: peptidyl-prolyl cis-trans isomerase activity. NCBI's taxonomy places the organism in Eukaryota, Metazoa, Chordata, Mammalia, Artiodactyla, Balaenopteridae. The coding region runs from base 53 to 586 and encodes 177 amino acids. The record is from RefSeq and is a predicted model, not a curated record. Gene Ontology annotation, biological process: protein peptidyl-prolyl isomerization; protein folding. The transcript is spliced from 10 exons. Gene Ontology annotation, cellular component: intracellular membrane-bounded organelle.
ACUAGGUUCGCCGGAACCCCACGCUCCCGACUUCUGCUUCCGGGUCGGAGCCAUGGCGGUGGCAAAUUCAAGCCCUGUCAAUCCCGUGGUGUUUUUUGAUGUCAGCAUUGGCGGCCAGGAAGUUGGCCGCAUGAAGAUCGAGCUCUUUGCAGACGUUGUGCCUAAGACGGCCGAGAAUUUUAGGCAGUUCUGCACUGGAGAAUUCAGAAAAGAUGGGGUUCCAAUAGGAUACAAAGGGAGCACCUUCCACAGGGUCAUAAAAGAUUUCAUGAUUCAGGGUGGAGAUUUUGUUAAUGGAGAUGGUACUGGAGUCGCCAGUAUCUACCGGGGGCCAUUUGCAGAUGAAAAUUUUAAGCUUAGACACUCAGCUCCAGGCUUGCUUUCCAUGGCAAACAGUGGUCCCAGUACAAAUGGCUGCCAGUUUUUCAUCACCUGCUCUAAGUGUGAUUGGCUAGAUGGGAAGCACGUGGUGUUUGGAAAAAUCAUUGAUGGACUUCUGGUGAUGAGAAAGAUUGAGAAUGUUCCCACAGGCCCCAACAAUAAACCCAAGCUGCCUGUGGUGAUCUCACAGUGUGGAGAGAUGUAGUCCAGAGGAAGACUGAAUCAGGACAGCUAACUCCAAGGCCAUAAACAGAGGGUGUGGAGUUUCCUUUCUUUAUAACCCUGGGACCAAGACCUUCAAGGAAAAGGAUUGCUCUUUGUUCUAGAGCUCCACAGAGAGCAAUCAAGGUCUGGCAGAAAGCACACAGACUUCGGAGCCAAGUAGACCAGGAAGCCCCAUCACUGUCAGGCCAUUAAACCCCUUGGAACCCUAGUUUUUCCCUUUGCUUAAUUAUAAAUAAUAUAUACUGCACAGAGUUGUGAAGGGUAAAUAAUAAAGGAGACAGUGUAUUGGCCGUAAGUAUUAGUUUCUUUCUUGGUUCCGUGUAACACGCCUCUGAGCUCUGCUCUGGGGCACCAAAGGUCUGGCCUGUGGCAAGAAUCAAAGUGGUCUGCUCUUUGGGGAAAGGAGGGUUCGGGGUGUAGAGGAGAGCUGCGAGUGUCUUCUCUCAUGGACUGUCCCCUCCCCGUUCCUCUGAGCGGCUUCUCUCUUCCGUCUCUCACAGACCCUCCACAUCUGCCAUUGCAGGCCUUCCCUUGCUCGGGGUGAUGCUCUUGAGUAAGAUAAACUGGACUGGCCCCUGUGUUUGCUUCCCUGCCUGCUGCUGCCCCAUUUGAUCAAAAGACCUUGGAAGUAUCACAGACUCAGAAGCCAAGAUUUUGUGUUUAAGUUUUCAACUGUAAAUAAAGUUGUUCUUUUUUUUUUUU